This is a messenger RNA of Necator americanus (New World hookworm), 3822 nucleotides long. RefSeq lists its product as uncharacterized. NCBI's taxonomy places the organism in Eukaryota, Metazoa, Nematoda, Chromadorea, Rhabditida, Ancylostomatidae. Gene Ontology annotation, cellular component: Golgi apparatus. Gene Ontology annotation, molecular function: protein binding. Bases 1 to 3822 code for a protein of 1273 amino acids. The transcript has 30 exons. The record is from RefSeq and is a predicted model, not a curated record.
AUGUUUUUCGCUAGUCGUGGGAGGUACCCACUCCUGUUUCAAUGGACCUCUUCCAUCAUCCCAUUGCUAUUCAUUCCAUUGCUUGUCUUGGCCAAUCACGCUAGCUUCGAUUUAGAGAAGUCGCUUUCAACAUCAUGUGAUCGACAUUGCUACAAUGGUGUUUGUUUGAAUGGUUCAUGUGCUUGCUCAAAAGGAUGGGUAGGAAGUCAGUGCGAUCACUGCUAUGGACGAAUAAAGCUCACAGAGAAUCAGAGCCACCUCAUUGACGGUCCAUUAGACUAUAGCUCAUCUUCCAAAUGUACAUGGGUUAUAGAGAAUGAGAAGAAGUCUGGAGCACCUCUGAACCUAAAAUUAGAAAGUUUUCAAACAGAAUGUGGUUGGGAUUUUGUAUACAUCUAUGAUGGUGAUGGCGUAUACGGUGAACAGCUUGCUGCCUUCUGUGGAGAGCAGGAAAUGCAGGAAGUAAGCGCCCCCUCCGGUAAAGCACUUAUUUAUUUCUUCAGUGAUUUAGCUAUGAAUUUGAACGGGUUCAACAUAUCGUACGAGUUCAAUAAAUGUCCGUAUAAUUGUAAUUCUCAUGGCGUGUGUCAAGACAGUAAGUGUAAUUGUACGCGUGGUUUUACAGGUGCUUAUUGUGAAAUGCGCGUAUGUACGGAACAAGAUGAGGGGAAGUCUGGACCUUGCCUACACGGUGGAGUUUGUAAGAAAUCCCGCUGCUCUUGUACAGUCUCUUACCACGGUGAUACGUGUCAAUCUCCCAAGGCUCGUUCUGUUUGGGAUCGUGUCCCAACAAACAACGAAGUAGCUGGUCGUGCUUCCCAUACCUCUGUGAUAAUCGAUGACGCCAUUUGGAAUAUCGGAGGAGAGCGCUUCAGUGGAGUUCAUUUUGAGGAUCCAACAGUCUAUAAUCUUACCUCUCGAUCGUGGUCAACUAUCGCAGUGGAAGCGCAUACGAAACCUGCCGUGAGAUUCGACCAUACUUUAGUUCGCUACAAGAUGAAAUUAUUCAUGUUUGGUGGUGUUAUUGACCGAAAAAAUAUCACGAGCGAGUUGUGGAGCUUCGACAUUCACACAAAGGAAUGGAAUAAAGAGAGUGUCGAUAACAAAGAUUUGAUGGUACCUCCUUUAUCCGUUGCUGGGCACACGGCACACGUGAUUGGUUCAGAAAUGUACAUUUUCUUCGGUUAUAACCCAGAGAUAGGAUUUGUUCAUAAUGUUCAAGUUUACAACUUCGAAACCGGGAGAUGGCGUUUUGGCAACACGAAGGAUCAGGUAUAUGGUCGCUUCCGUCAUUCAUCGGUUCACUACAAAAUGGAUUCUGGUGAUGCUAUCCUUGUUUACGGAGGAACAAUGUGGUCGAAUGCUCAGAACAAUCUCACGGACAGUCUUAUGAGAUACGAUAUCAAGCAUGAAAAAUGGACCAACCUUCCUCCAUCAGGUGUGCAGUUGUUCCUCCAUACAGCUACAAUACUGAACGGUUUGAUGAUUGUUGUCGGUGGAAAUGGAUACAAUAUUAGCGAGUCUCGUACAAAACAGGAGUGCUUUUCCGGAAUGAUUCAAGCCUAUGACAUUGCUUGUAAACAGUGGUUCAAUAUCUCAACUGGCGUUUCACAGUUGAGGCGUUAUGGUCACACUGCUGUUGCAACAAACAAUGAGCUCUACAUAAUAGGAGGAUUCAAUGGAAGGAUGUUAAACGAUGUGUGGCGAUUCACUCCCGCUGAAUGCUCAUCGGCUACACGCCCAGAGGAGUGCCGAUCCUUAACUGAUGGAGUGAAAUGUGUUUUCGCUGAUCGCACAUGUGUUAAAUUCGAUCCGUUCGUAAGCUAUAAGCAGUCAUUUCUGUCUUUCGUCAAAAACGAAUCGCCCAAAUCAGUGUCGGAGUGUAGAAAUACAGCAGUGAGGCAAGCGCUUCAAGUCUGUGAUGAACAAAAUGACUGCAUGUCAUGCAUUUCUGAGCCAGGAUGUGGUUGGUGCCCUUCUGGAGAUCAGUGCCUGCCGAACGAUGGAGAAUGUGUAGAUGGUCAAGUAAUGCUUACGACUUGGGAGAAAUGUUCACUAACACGAGAUCCUCCUCCGCCGCGUCCUUGCGGUAUGGCGAACGACUGUCGAAGCUGCAAACUACUCGCUCACUGUAACUGGUAUACAGUUGAGGGAAAACCUACUUGUAUUCCACUGGAAGAUGAAAUAUUGUUGCGAAAAGAACAGCUCGAUCGUGAAUUAGACCGCGUAGCUUCGUCUAGCUUACCAUUGCGACUACCAACCACACCACCUCCCAUCCCUCCUGGACAAAACCUCUCCUAUUGUCCUCUACCAUGUUCUUCACUCUAUACAUGCACUCAGUGCCUUCAAGAACAGAAAUGCAUGUGGUGUCCAAGUACAAACAGAUGUAUAAACAUGGAAGCAUAUGCUUUAUCAUUUGCAUAUGGACAAUGUCACUCCUGGGUAGCUGGUCAUGCUCAUGGAUUAGCGUUUUCCAAAUCUUGCAGGAUAGAGUCUUCGAACUGUUCUGCACAUAAAACUUGCGCCGAGUGCCAACUUUCUCCUGAAUGUGGAUGGCUUGACGAUGGUUCUCAUACAGGACUUGGAAACUGUACACAGGGGUCAGCUCAAGGUCCUUUGAAUCCUGGACCCAACUUCCGUUCUGAGCAGUGGUAUUUCAUUGAUUGUCCAGCUUGUCAGUGUAACGGUCACUCUAUGUGCAACGGUACACGUCAUACUCUCGGAGGUAUCCAGGAAGUUUGUGGAGAGUGCCAAGACAACACUAUGGGAAAACAUUGCGAGCUUUGCGCUCCCGGGUACUUUGGAGAUCCACGUAAUGGCGAUCACUGCAAGGCAUGCCAGUGUAACGGACAAGCAGACACUUGUGAUAACGCUACCGGCGCUUGCCAUUGUAGAACGAAAGGCGUAAUUGGUAAUGAAUGCGAUCGCUGUGAGCAAAAAUACUACGGUCAGCCAAGAAAUGGAACUCCUUGCUACUAUGAGCUCAGCGUCGACUUCAUCUUCACCUUUAAGCUGAAGAACGAGGAUAAAGACAAACACGCCACCGAAAUCUAUCUAUUCAGUAUUCCACAUAAGAAAGACACGGACGUAACGUUUCAAAUAAGCUGCGAUGGAGGUUCGCAAGCAAACGUUGCUCUAAACAUCACUUCUUCACUUUUUGAGUCGACCCCGAGGAAGAUGAUGCACAACACAACUUGUGAUUCAAAAGGUUUCCGACGUGUUUAUGUUGCUUCCGAUCCUGAUUACGCUUACGGAACUGAUGCAAACACCACUUUCUUCGUACGAGUAUUCAACUUCACCACUCCCAUCACAAUUCAAGUGUCAUUUGCUCAGUCCCCACCUAUCAACUGGGUGCUUUUCUUCGUUAUUUUUGCAGCUUGCUUCAUCGUCCUAUUAGUUGUCGCUGGUUUGCUGUGGAUGAUCAAACUUCGUAUCGAAGUGUAUCGCAGAAACCAGAGGAGAAUUGACGAAAUCGAACAUAUGGCUUCACGACCCUUCUCGUCUAUCAAGCUGGAGCUCACAAAUGUGCAUUGCUUCUCGGCUACUGGCCCAGUACAAGGACCCACUCCCCUGUCCGUUGAGCCGUGUAGCAAUUACAAAUCGGGGGUUUUUACUCUGGCUGUUCGUUUGCCAACUGGAGGCCGUGCCACAACACCGAACGGUACAUCUGGAUUAGCGGUUGCUUCAGCUUUAUGUCAACUUACACCUGCACAGUUGGGAGUGUUGCAAGCACCGGAUAAUUCAGAAAAUAGAAAUAAUCGAAAAACAACACUGCGUAGGUAUAUUCCUUUCCUUCGCACAAGAGAAAAUGAUGCCGGUUAG